GGCCACAGGCUUUCUCUGCACAAGUCAAUCGUAGAAUGUUCUGUGCAAGGAGGUUAUUAGCAGAAGUUAGCAUGACAGACCGGCCUCCGGACCGAGCGAAAAACUUUCACUUUUCUCCCUCGCGGAUUACUUUCAGGGUUUCGUUGCAUCGGAAAUCAAACCCCGCGGUCCCACUUGCAGUCCACCCCAUAACUAGAAGCUAGCAGCAACCUUCUAACAAGGAGUUCCGGAUGAAGCUGUGGGGUGUGACGCUUGCGAGCACAAGGACACCGCUUGGCGCGGCCGGCCCGGUGUUUGCAAUCAAAAACUGCGACAAAGCUUGUAGCUUGAUGCGGCACGGGCAGCGAAUUGCACAGCAACAGACACGAAGCUUGUAAGCAGGCGUAACUUUCGAUUUCGUUGAUGGAAAUAAAACAUUUUCAAUUUCUUGAUAUUGCCGAAAGAAAAAACCGCUAGCACUACUGAUGGUACUUAGUUACAACUGCGUACAAACAACACCGACUAUGUAGAGAUGGCGGCACUGAGGACGGCAGAUGAGCUGCCAGAUGCUGAAAGUGUGCGUAAGAAGUGCCCUCUUUUUUUACUUGCAAGAAUGCGCAUCAUUUGUAGUCGUAC
This is a messenger RNA of Amoebophrya sp. A120, 615 nucleotides long. NCBI's taxonomy places the organism in Eukaryota, Dinophyceae, Syndiniales, Amoebophryaceae. The record is from the annotation of a GenBank genome assembly.